AUGAGGUCUCCCCGUGCACUCACUAAUCUGGCGGAUGUCCUGUCCACACUCUCCGAGUUUCAAUCGGAGGAAGCAAAACUGUCCAACUCUUUGACAGAACUGCUAUCUUCGCGCGAACCUAUUGUCGCUUCCUUGAACCGUCUCCAAGUUCUAGUUCCCAGGCUUGAUGUCCUCCAACGCGAUGCAUUAUCACUUUCGGCCACGGUUUCCGCGACUGCGAAGACUGCAGAACGUGUAGGAGGACGCGUCCAGUCGUUGGAUGAAGAGAUGAGACGCGUCCGUGAGGCGGGGGAUCGUGUUUCACAGGUUAUGGAGCUGAGGACAGAUCUGAGGAAGACAUCCUUGUCCGCGCUUCAAUCUGCGAUAGAUAAUCAGGACUGGGAAUCAGCAACAAGACACUGUGCGCGGGCCAUGUCGUUACCCGAACAUGUCAUCUGUGGAUCGUUCGCUGAGACCGCUGUCCCUACCGUUGAAAGUCACCUUCCUCCGGCUCAAACAUUACAAGCUGCUCGAGAACAUCUACUCGCUGUCUUCCGUCAACAGUUUGAACAAGCAUCGAGGUCGCGGGAUUCUGCAACGACUAGUCGCUUUUUCAAGCUUUUCCCUGAGAUAGGAUGGGAAGAAGAAGGGUUGCAAGCCUAUGCGGCUUUUGUUGUUGAUCUGGUUCGCGUUCGAGCCCCAGCUUCCGCCAAAAGUUCAUCGCCGCUUUAUUACAUCACUGCUUUGACCGCUCUCUUUGAGAGUAUCGCGCUCAUAGUUGAUCAACAUCAGCCCGUCGUGGAAAAAUAUUACGGUCAGGGUAAGAUGCAGCGAGUUGUGGAACGACUCUUGGAAGAAUGCGAUCGUGUAGUGAAAGGGUUAAUCGAAAACUGGGAAGAGGAGCGUUCAUUGCAGCGCAAACUGUCUGAUAUUGCAGAGAAUCCCCCCAUACCAAUGACUUCCUCUAGUCGUCGACAGCCGCCAGUCACAAUGGAUGAAGAGUCUCUAGAUCCUCGUGAUAUCGACAAGGUAGUUUCUGAAGUAGCUGGCAUGACAGGACGUUGGAAUCUGUUCAAGAAAUUCGUCUCAGAGAACCUUCGAGACACCGGAGAUAAAAGUGAGGGUCCCGAGGUUUCCCGGACCGAUGAAUUCCAUCUUCUCGAGGCAACCUCGUCUCAGCACAUGUUUGAGGAGAUCCUGAAGACCAAAUAUACCCCCCUCGAAGUAUGGUACUUCAGGACAACGAUCGACCGGGCCCAGAGACUAUCCAGCCCAGACACUUCCCAAAUGCCUGUGAUCACAACGGCUCCCGACGACGUUUUCUACCUUCUGAAGCUUGUUCUAUCGCGGUUAUUGUCGACUGGUUCCGUCAAAACCGUGGAGAUGGUCAUGGAGCAGCUACGGGAUGUCAUGGACAAGGAAUACGUUGCCGUCAUAAAAAAGAAACUGGACGACGUGUAUCGCAACUCAGGACAGACAGGACAGACCAUGCGCGCAGACAAGAUAGAAAGGGAGAACCGGGCGGCCUUCAUCAUACUUCUCAAUGACCUGGACGUCUCAAUGUCCCACUUGGAUCGCCUUAGCCGUGAUUUGGCAAAUAACCCUGUUUCCCUGCAACACUUUACAGAGAGCCAGACCUCCCUGGUGAAAUCUCACAUCGCCGGAUUUGCGACCUUGACGGCGAAAAUUCGCACCGCACUGCGGUCUGGUAUCGAGCAAUUAUUCAACCAACUUCUGCGCCCGAAACUGCGAAACUUGAUUGGUGAUGUUUACAAGGAUGUGUCGUAUGUCCUGGAUGAAGAAGCUUAUGCAUCGGCGGAGUAUCAGGACGUGAUACGCAAGCGGUUCAUCAAAGCAUGGGAGGCUCUCGACUCGUUUACCGACGCCAACUACAGACUUUUCUUCGGUCUGGCUCUUGAUGUUCUCGUUCGACCGUGGGAAAAGUUCUUGCUGACGUUCAAAUUCACGGAGUUGGGCGCCAUCCGCUUUGACCGAGACUUGCGAGCGAUUCUGACGUAUCUCUCAACGCAUACCGCCUUUGGAGACGCUCGCGAGAAGUUUGUGCGCUUGCAACAGCUUUCAACAAUUCUCAAUCUAGACAAUGAGGAGGAUGUUGAUGAGUUCUACAACGGAUCUGGCAUCACAUGGAAGCUGUCAACUCAGGAAGCGCGAGCAAUCGCGGCGCUGAAAGUUUGAAACGUGAAAGUUUAAGACCUUACAUGCACAACUCUGUAGGGUCUUUAGAUACCUUAACC
Mycena citricolor is the source of this 2234-nucleotide messenger RNA. The record is from the annotation of a GenBank genome assembly. Lineage: Eukaryota; Fungi; Basidiomycota; Agaricomycetes; Agaricales; Mycenaceae.